AUGGAGAGACAACAGAAUUAUCUACUUAACUGGGUUCAACAAAACCAGUGUGGCAUAAAGACAAUAGAAGAGCUAAGACAUUCACUUCUGCACACAACAAUGGAGCUAGAGCAAACAAGAAUGGUGGCCCAAGAAGAACUCAAUACCAAAGACGACCAGAUAUUUCAGCUUAGAGAUCUCCUCAACAAAGCUAUCAAAGAGAAAGAUGAAGCACAAGAGAGAUACAAGAAGCUUCUUCUUGACCAAAACCCCAUCCUUCAACACCAAACUGUUGAAGAACAAGACCCAAACAUCAAUGGGUUUCACUCAUCGGAUGGGGAAGAAAGCAUUGUCUCAUCUUUUGACCCACCGAUGCAAAUCGAGUUAGAUUUUCCGGAGAGUAUGUUACCGGAGAAAGGGAAGCUUUUAAAGGCGGUUUUGAAAGCAGGGCCUUUGCUACAGACUCUGCUUUUGGCUGGACAGCUUCCACAAUGGCGUCAUCCUCCACCUCAGCUUGGGUCCUUUGAGAUUCCACCGGUGAUUAUUCAUGAAGGGUCACCAUUGUCACAAAAUAGUUGUGGCAACAAUCUAAACAGGAAGAGGGUUCACUGUGACGAGUCUAAUUCCAAAAGAGAGACCAAGUACCAAAGGCUUCUCUUUCCUUGA
This is a messenger RNA of Microthlaspi erraticum, 645 nucleotides long. The record is from the annotation of a GenBank genome assembly. Lineage: Eukaryota; Viridiplantae; Streptophyta; Magnoliopsida; Brassicales; Brassicaceae.